Molecule: messenger RNA, 2615 nt
Organism: Cimex lectularius (bed bug)
Lineage: Eukaryota; Metazoa; Arthropoda; Insecta; Hemiptera; Cimicidae
Product: Krueppel homolog 1
Exons: 2
Coding region: 98-1672 (524 amino acids)
Biological process (GO): regulation of transcription by RNA polymerase II
Molecular function (GO): zinc ion binding; DNA-binding transcription factor activity, RNA polymerase II-specific; RNA polymerase II cis-regulatory region sequence-specific DNA binding
Source: RefSeq, a predicted model, not a curated record
UGUCCGUGACGUAGCUUGUGUCAGUGCGCAUGGCCCCCACUCACCUACACGUGCACUAUUCCAGAGAGUGUCAGUCACUUCUUGAACACACCAUAACAUGGAAGCCAAGAGCGAGAACAAAGACUGGAUAAAAAGUUUGUGGCCCAACAAUUCCAAAGAGAAAGCGGAAAAUAGCGAUCUUUGGAGCCGAGUCUCGGAAAUGGUGGGAUACUUAAGCGGAGACGCAAGACAGGGGUUGCAGGUCGGGGCCGAUUGUACCUUGAGCCCGUUGGCGACGGGGGGCCCAGAGCCCGCUGCUCCCGAAGAGCCACCCCCUGUCCGGAGGGUGGUGUGUAUCCCCGAUCUGCCCGUGUUCCAGCCACCGGCCCAGCCCGCUCCUGCCGACUCCUCCACCGCAGAAAGCUUUCAGUGCUCGACUUGCCAGAAAACGUUCACCUCCAGGAUCCAGUACCAAACCCACAUUAAAACCCAUAAAGAAGGCGAAGAUCCUUACCAAUGCAAUUUUUGCGGGAAGACGUUUGCAGUUCCGGCUAGGCUCACGAGACACUACAGGACUCACACCGGGGAAAAGCCGUAUCAGUGCGAAUAUUGUAACAAGUCUUUUUCCGUCAAAGAAAAUCUGAGUGUUCAUAGGAGAAUACACACGAAAGAGAGACCGUACAAGUGUGACAUAUGCGAGCGAGCGUUUGAACACAGCGGCAAACUUCACCGUCACAUGAGAAUUCAUACGGGAGAACGCCCCCACAAAUGUACCGUUUGUAAUAAAACGUUCAUUCAGAGCGGCCAACUCGUAAUUCACAUGAGGACGCACACAGGCGAAAAACCCUACGUGUGCAAAGAUUGCGGGAAGGGUUUUACGUGUUCGAAGCAGCUGAAGGUCCACAAUCGGAGUCACACAGGAGAAAAACCUUAUUCCUGUGACAUAUGCGGUAAGUCUUUCGGUUACAAUCACGUCUUGAAACUGCAUCAAGUCGCUCAUUUUGGUGAAAAAGUGUACAAGUGCACCAUCUGUAACCAGACGUUCACUUCGAAGAAAUCCAUGGAAAGUCACAUAAAGAGUCAUUCCGAAGGGGAAAGGUCUGAAGAGACGGUGACAACGGAAAUGGAAUCAUCUUCGUGUGCUUCGUCGACUAGCGAUAAAGAGAACAAAUCAAGUAGUGAGAGUCCAAGCGGAGGUUGUUAUCCGAACAUACGUGAACUCUGCGGUUAUUUGUAUAAAAACGAGAGGCCGAGUGGCGUAAACCCUGCAUUGCUGGCUGCUGUGGCAGUGGCGAGCAGCGAGACCGGACCCGAAUAUAGACCCAGCCCCGACCACGUCCUCGAGACACCUGGAUUCGGAGUAAGCGAGUCGCCGGUCUACCUGGUUCCGGAGCCGGUCACCUCCAUCCAACGUAAACCGACGUACGUGAAAAUCCCCGUAGAGCUCGUUCAACUGCCGGAAAUGAUUGAAGACGAAGAGCUGUUGACGCCGCCGAGCAGCAAUCCUGUCAGCCCUAUUUCGGGAUCGCCGAUUUCUGUCUCUUCCCCUGAACCGGUCGACAGUAAAGAGGGCGGCCUGAUACUCCCUCCGAGAAAACGUUCAAAAGCGAUUCUAAAAUCAAUGGAAUCGGAAAGACCGGAACGCACUCCAAUCAGGUACAAUUCCGUUAUUCAGUACGCCAAAGCGUCUUAGUAAAUGAGCGGCUGUGAAAGAACAAAUCACUGCCUAAUGUUGACUCGGACAUACAGCUGUGAUAAUUACAUGCGAUCCUCAGAUUGGUAUCUUUCUAUUAUUAAUUGAUUGAUUUAUUAAUCAAUGAAUUUUUAUAUAAUUUCUAAUUAUAUUAUUACUGGAAAUUUUAUUCUACAUAUGCGUAACUUUUAAUAUGUGCAAUACUUUCAAGGAGAUUUCUAACUGUACAAAGUAAUUAUGAUCAGUAAUCCAAGUUGUAAGUCUCUUUGAACGCCUAGUAAUUUACGUUUCAAAAUUUUUCUAUCUAAAUUAAUGCGUUCGAAAAGUGUUAUAAUACCAAAUUAUUAUAAUGCCAACAACAUGCUACCUCUUUAGAUGUAAUCAGAAGGGCAUUCGAUUCGUGUCUCUUGUUAGAUUUUUAUUGUAAUAAUUGUUAUAGUAAUAUAUUUUCAAAAAAUAAAAAUUACAAAAAAAAGUUUGUGUAAACGUAUUUAAGGCGUCUAGUUAAGUGAAAAUUAAGUAUUCCUAUUUUUAAUAAGUAAUUUUGGAUGGAAGAUUGAAUGAAUAAGUUAGUAUGUGUGGAUCAAAUAGUUUAAUUAUCACAUUAUAGUGUAAUAAACUAUAUGGAACAGGCACCUCAGUACAGAGUAUUAUACCACGGGAAAGCCAACAAAAGAGCUUAAGUGGUGAAUACGAAUCUAGAUUUUGUGUAGGUACAUAUUGUAGAAUGUCGUUUGGGUUCAAUCCCCAUGAGGGGAUUGUAGCAAUUACGUUUAUAUUUCAGAACGUAUUAAUGUUUCGAUAUAUUUAAUAUUAUCUAUACAAUUAAGACUGUAAAAUAUUUAAAUGAUAAUAAUUCAAAAGAGAACUGAUUAAAAGAUACAAUUGUACUGAUAUACUUGUAACAUUAAUCAUUGCUGUAUUAAAAUUGUUUUCAAGUAUA